Molecule: messenger RNA, 270 nt
Organism: Vairimorpha ceranae
Lineage: Eukaryota; Fungi; Microsporidia; Nosematidae
Exons: 1
Source: RefSeq, a predicted model, not a curated record
AUGAUUAUACUUUUUAAUGAAAAUUGUCUUUCGAUGAUUCAAAAUGCAGCCACCUGGGUUUGUGAUGGUACUUUUAAAUCAGCGCCCAGUGGUUUUUCUCAAGUUUUUAUCAUUCAUUUUUCUUACCAUCAAGAAUUUAUGCUUUUACUAUAUGUAUUAUUACCCGGAAAAAGCCUUUCGGAUUACAACAGAAUGAUUUGCGAAGUAAAAAGUUUGCUUUUAAACCAGUUUAAAAUUAAGAAUUUAAUAUGUGAUUUUGAAAUUUCAAUC